AUGUCACAGUAUAUGGAAGAGAUGAACAUGUGUCUUCCUCGUGCGAUGGUGACUGUCACUGAAAGAAAUGCAAACCUGAAAGCCGCCAGACACAACCCAUUGCUAAUCACUAACUGCCUACACUGGCGGUUCUCAUCUGCCUCAUCUGCCUCAUCUGCCUCACCUGCUGUCACUCACCUCUUCAACCUACCGUACCUGCACUAUGUGAUCUACUCGGUCGUGAAGGUUGAAACUGUCAUAAUGACUCCGGUGGACUGGAAACACAACUUUUCACACGCGGCCAGUCCUGCUCCCGUGAAGGAUGGAUUGCCCAAGUCUUCACUCGCGCACCCCAACAUGUUGCCUUCUUUCACAAACGCGCCGCUCUUCCUCAACUCCAAUUACUUUCUGCAUGACUCGACUCUACCAUUUGCGAUGAGCUCGCCUUCAUCAGGCACGAGCUGGUCGUUCAGCAGUGAGCUGGAUGAGAUUAAGGUGGUGGCCGAGGCUGAGCCACAAUACCCUGUCCGGCACAACGGAUGGACACACGUCAAUCUGCCACCUAUGUCCGUCACAGCCAAUCUUUCCUCUACCCCGUCCUCUCAAUCAGAUAUCGACGAUGGUGAAGUACCGUCGGUGCUUGCCAGUCAUCUGCGCGCCAGGAUCCUCAGCUCAGCCCUCCGCGUCAAGCAAGACCGAAAGGGCAGGAAACGGACGACCGCCAUCUUCACGUCACCACCAACCAGAUAUCACUUUGAACUUGUUUGGCCUGGGGAUUACCUAGACAGUACGAUGCCAGCGGAUGAAGACGAGAAGCCAUGCACGAGGAUCACUCGACCAGUCAAGAGGACGAGCCUCAAUCGUCACAAGGCCCAAGACGGUAUCCUGCCGAUUUGUCCAAGUGGACUCAAAAUGACCGUGACUGGGCACAAACGAACGUCAUCAGAGGCGUUCUUUGACUCUACUGAAGAGCCAUCAGCAAAGAAGACACUAGCCAUGACACAGGGUGGAAAGGCCUCUGUUUGUGUCGCGGCUGAAAAGGCACUCAUUACUAGGGUGAUAUAUCCAGCUUCGACCCUAGCCGGAGUAGGAUCCUCCCUGUUCCUCAACGCACAAUCAACACCAACCAAAGUCAGUGAGAUGAUGAGACAGGAGCCGCCAAUGGAGCCGUUCAUGGACCCCUUUCCCUUGCCUACAACGCUAUCAAUGGCGACACCCACCGAACCAGUAACACAAUUCCUUGCAAUCUCCUUCCGUGUUGAAGCGGCUCUUCGCUAUGUCUCGUCUAUCUUUUCGUCGCGAUCAACUACACCAUUUUACGGCGUGAAGAAUUCUGAGCCCAGGACCCCCACAUUGAUGAAUCUUCAGAUUUUUGCCGUUGUGGACGCCACUGAGAAGAAUGGCGUAACAAACACUAUUUCCCUUGCAGACUUGUUCUUUCCAGAUUGCCCGCCCUAUCUCACAGGCACCAUCGGUCCUCAAACCACUUCUCAGACGAUGGACCCUGCUUCUUACAUGACAUUGCACAAGGGCACUUUUGUGAGGGUCAUUGUAUCGAUCUCUUUGACACAAGUCUCCAACGGCUUGGCCGCACCGGGAAGAGGUGCGCGUCUUAUGUCGUGGCCAAAUUCUGGCGUGAAUACACCGAUACCGGGUCGAGACUCAUAUAACAUCAGCAUAUUGAACAUUAAUUACUCCAAUUGGGGCGAGGUCCAGUUGAUGAUGCGCAUCCUUGACUCGAAGCCGGGGACCGUGCCAUUUUCUCCUCCAGUUGUCUCUCCUUCAAUUUCGACAGGGAGCGGCCUGGCAAGCAUCCGAAGCAAUGAGUUUGACCUUCCCCCCAUGCCCCUCUGGAGCAACGAAGGAUAG
Fonsecaea monophora is the source of this 1848-nucleotide messenger RNA. RefSeq lists its product as hypothetical. The transcript is spliced from 3 exons. The record is from RefSeq and is a predicted model, not a curated record. Lineage: Eukaryota; Fungi; Ascomycota; Eurotiomycetes; Chaetothyriales; Herpotrichiellaceae. Bases 1 to 1848 code for a protein of 615 amino acids.